GCAAUACCUGUCAAAAUGCGCCAGUGGGUAGCGCGAUCCCGGCUGAUCGCCUUAUUGUUCGGCCACCGGCGGUCACGGUCACGGUCUCACCCCGUUCCUCCCACCAACAGGCGGCGCCGGAGCUCAGUUCCUCCCACCAACAGGCGGCGCUGGAGCUCAGUUCCUCCCACCAACAGGCGGCGCUGCGUCGGGCGGUCCCGCGACCCUGCAUGUGGGCUCCUGCUGUGCAGCCCCGACCAGGGGCAGGACACCAAGGCCGGGCCCUCCCUCACCCUCAGACCAUGGCCGAAUGCGGGGAUAGCGGCAUGCCUCCCGUUGGUUGAUGACAGAGUACUUCCAGUCGUGGGUAUGUCGAAGACUUGGGCCAGCCCUCCCACAGGGGCUGUCAACAGAUGUACAGAGUUAGGUUCGGGAAAGAUCGAGUGUGAGAAGAUCAUAACUGAAGAGUUGAGAGCAGUUCCUCUGCACUACAGUCCAGAGCUUGUGGAGGCUUGUGCAGACCUCAUCAAUGAAGAAUGGAAGAGGAGCAAAACAUCUCGGAUUCACUCACUCCAGAAAUCUUCCAAUAGCUUCCCAGUUUGUCUCGUGUUGAAAAAGAUUCUAAAGGAUGCUGGAAGCACGACCAAUGAAAACAGGAGCCAACUGGUGGGUCACAGCAAGCUGUCUCUUGUGGUCGGUAAAUCCGCCGGCUUGUUCGUGGAGACAGUCGUAGUUGCUAAGGCAUUUCGAGGCGAAGGUUAUGGCAGAAAAUUAAUGGAAGCCACUGAAGCCUAUGCAAAAAACCGAGGAUUCAAAACUCUGUAUCUCACGACUCAUGAUAAACAAGACUUUUAUUCCCACUUGGGUUAUGUACUAACUGAUCCAGUGCAGAAUGCAGGGUCUAUGAGCACAUUCAUGACCAUGGAAUUCCUUGAAAAGUUGUCUCCUCCAACAAUUUUACCACCACGUGGUUCUCUACUAUCCUCUUGUCUAUCGCCACACGUGCCAUCCCCUGCUCCACAACCACUUCCCGCCCCUGUGUUUGCACCUGUUCAGAACCAUCGACUAAAUCUUCCUUCAGCACCUCAUCCCGUCCCAUCUUCUCAGUCUAAUGCACCAGUGACUUUUCCAUCAUCUCUUACUGCAUCCUCUUUGCCAUCUGGGCAACUUCAGACUUCAGUGUCCUGUUCCUCAACCACUUCCCAGUUAGAUCAGCGUUGUCCUAUUCCUCCCCCACCUCCGCUCCCACCACCAAUACCGGGUUUGCACGCAGCCCCUUGCACCCUAAAUACUUCACAGUUACAUGGACAGACCCAUGCUUGCAACACAUCCUCUCCGUCGCCCGCUCUCCCCACUUCAAAAACGUCCCAGUUGCAUUCUCCUUCAGCUGAUCCCUUUCAACUUUCCUCACCAACUGCUGAUUUGGUGGCAUUGCCUCCCGCACCACCACCUUUGCCUUGGGCUUCUGAAACAUUAUCAAAGUUAUCCCAGUUGGCAUGCGAUUUACCUGAAUCCUUCCAAGGGAAAGGAAAAGCUACACAAAGCCAGUGGGAGACUCCUUACCAAUGUGUUAAAGGUCUUCCUAUCUUCUGGAUGAAGAAAGACAUGUAACUUGGUCCAAAUGAUUUGAAGAAUAUGUUUGAAAGUUGCCUUGAAUUAACUGGUGCCAAAUGAAGUACAAUGCAAGAGUAAAUGUUCUAAAAGAACCACAAGGUUUGGUUGGAAGUGGUUUCAAAGAAUGAGAGGCUGUUUAAAUUGGUAUUUCAGAAUAACAACUACGGAUAGUUGAAUUGUUCGAAUUAUUUUCUUUUAAGUAAUUGGUGUAGACAAAUGUCCAAUGUAAAUGUGAGAGGCAAGAGGUCGUAUUAGAUUAUGUUUGAAUGUUCUAGCAUGUUUUAACUGAAGAACAGAAUUGAAUACCUUUAUACAUGUGAAACCCACUCUUGAGAAAUUCAGGGUAUGCUGCCCGUUAUUUUUCUAGGCAACAAUAUUCUCAUUUAACCAUUUAAUUGAAGUAAGUUGUCUGCAUGAAUCACGGUUUUUAAGCAUUUACAGUGUUUUUUUGCUUUUUAUUGUUACAUUUCCUGGCUUGGCAAUUAUUUUCUUGAAUGAUCUCUUGAACUAGUUGUGUGAUUUAUGUUGCAAUCAUCGUGGACGCUAAACCAUGCUGCAUUCCUGAGGUUUGUGACUGGUAUGAAAUGGUGGUAAAGAAUAUUAGAAUCAAGUUAAACAAUUGAGAAUUGGGAAUAUUUCUUCAGAUUACAAUGAAAAUAACUGAUUCUGAAAUAAAGUUAGCAUAACAUGGUAA
Molecule: messenger RNA, 2287 nt
Organism: Amblyraja radiata (thorny skate)
Lineage: Eukaryota; Metazoa; Chordata; Chondrichthyes; Rajiformes; Rajidae
Product: hyaluronidase-like
Exons: 3
Coding region: 16-1590 (524 amino acids)
Biological process (GO): hyaluronan catabolic process; carbohydrate metabolic process; protein acetylation
Cellular component (GO): cytoplasmic vesicle; cytoplasm
Molecular function (GO): hyalurononglucosaminidase activity; acetyl-CoA binding; N-acetyltransferase activity
Source: RefSeq, a predicted model, not a curated record